UGAAGGACCGUUCGUGAUGACGGUGUUUGUUGAAAGUGCUUUCUAGACUUCCCUAGCACGGCCGUUCUCAAGGUGACGACAACCGAGCCGCCUCCAACAAACCGCAUCACCACCGCGUCGACUCCCCAUAUUGCUUCCUGUGCUCGAGGAUCGCCCGCUUGCUCUAGUUUUCACCUCCCACCUCCUGUACCACAAGCCACCUAUUGCGCCGAUCAACAACUCCACCUCAUCCUCGUCGCGCUGCGCCCCCUCAUAUCGACAAUUAACAAUCAACACACGCACCCCCGACGCCGCCAACAUGUCUGUCGAGUUGGACCCGGUCGAGCUGGGCUUCAAGCGUCCCUUUACCCAGGAGGUCUCCCAGACCCUGCGUCUCAAGAACCCCCAUAGCGAUCCGGUGGCCUUCAAGGUCAAAACCACUGCGCCGAAGCAAUAUUGCGUUCGACCCAACUCUGGUCGCAUCGAGCCCGGCAAAGAUGUCGAGGUUCAAGUCCUACUGCAGGCCAUGAAGGAGGACCCCGCUCCUGAUGCGAAGUGCCGGGACAAGUUCUUGGUGCAGUCAGUCGCUGUGACUGCUGACAAGGAGUUUCACAAUAUCGCAUCCAUCUGGUCUCAUAUCGAGCAGACCUCGAAGUCGUCUAUUCAGGAGAAGAAGAUCCGAGUCAUAUUUCUCCCUGCCGAUGGAUCCACGGCUACCCCCGCCAAAGUGAAUGGCGUAAAGCACGAGGAUGAAUCAACCCUUCAGUCUCCCUCUCCCGAGGCCGUCACCCCACUGCGAUCGAACGCCACCCCCGUGGGAUCCAUAUCCCGCCCAGCAGACCGACCCGCAGACAAUAGCCACCUAGGUGACGCAGUUGCAUCUGCACAUAACCCCGCUACUUCCGGCGAGCGAUCGACCGUUGGCGCCGCAGUCGCUGCAGUCACCAGCGCCGUCCCAACUUCGACUGCCGAGCUCCAGGCACAGCUCACGGAUGCUAAGGCUCAGAUCCUGAAGCUGAAGCAGCAGGUCGAGCAGCACGGCCUGAGACAGCGAAAGGGCGAAGCCGUUGCCCAGGAUUCGACGACCAGGGUUGCAUCCGGCACGACUGGUCUGGGGGUGCAGCAGGCACCUGCAAGUGGCGUCCCAGUCCAGAUCGCGGCUGCUCUGUGCCUCAUUAGCUUUCUCCUCGCAUAUUUCUUGUUCUGAUUCCCCGCAAUGUGCAAGCAUCUCCCACCUGCCAAGACCGUUGGAAUUGCGCAAGUAGCGGCCCCGGAUUUGCCGCUUGAAGAAGCGUGUGGGAUGUCGGCUGAUGGAGAUCAUGCCACGGGAAAAGCGAGCUGAGGAUGGAACGGGGACAGAAGGUACGGUUCUUUUGUUUCUUUUUCUGGUUUCUGCGGCGUGAUAAUCGUGGGGAAUGCUUUUGGAGCCGGCGAGCGUUGUAUGCACUGCGUUUUGGCCUAUAGCGACUAUGGCAAGCACUCGGGGCAAAGGAGCUGUGGAGCUAGGUAAUGAGGCAGCACGAAGAUCACUCUGGGGGCGACACCUGUAUCAACAGUUCAUACAAUCGAAUUGAUGCGUCACGAG
Molecule: messenger RNA, 1564 nt
Organism: Mytilinidion resinicola
Lineage: Eukaryota; Fungi; Ascomycota; Dothideomycetes; Mytilinidiales; Mytilinidiaceae
Product: MSP domain-containing protein
Exons: 6
Coding region: 299-1186 (295 amino acids)
Biological process (GO): endoplasmic reticulum membrane organization
Cellular component (GO): plasma membrane; endoplasmic reticulum membrane
Molecular function (GO): FFAT motif binding
Source: RefSeq, a predicted model, not a curated record